Drosophila eugracilis is the source of this 2299-nucleotide messenger RNA. It is a transcript of the gene Snx27, whose product is annotated as sorting nexin-27. The record is from RefSeq and is a predicted model, not a curated record. Gene Ontology annotation, cellular component: early endosome. Gene Ontology annotation, biological process: intracellular protein transport; signal transduction. Gene Ontology annotation, molecular function: protein binding; phosphatidylinositol-3-phosphate binding. Lineage: Eukaryota; Metazoa; Arthropoda; Insecta; Diptera; Drosophilidae. The transcript has 6 exons. Bases 579 to 2177 code for a protein of 532 amino acids.
GUCACACUGCUUGCCGUGUCACGACUGUUUGCCAUCCCUGGCUUACAAUAGCAACCAAUCCGAUGAUUGGCUUGUUCCAAUCGACGAAACGAACGGAAGACACAAACUAAAUCUAAAAGCAAAACCAACGGCUAGAUGCCAGCAACAAAAUGCGCAGCGCGAAAACACAGGCGGCGUGUUAAAUAAAUUAAACACACAUAAAUUAUACAUAUAUUUUUUUCGGUGAGUGCGGUGUGGUUUAGUGCGGUGAGGUGAGGCAAGGCAAGGCAUAGUAGCGGAGGAGAGCGAAAGAGGAAGAGGAGUUUAGUCGAAGAGGAGCGAAGUGUCGGAGCAGGGGGAAAAAGUAAAAGUGGCGGUGUCUAUACGUGUGUGUGUUGUGUUUGUGUGUGCCGAAAAGAAGUUGCAGAAAACAUUACGCAAAAUAAAAAAAGAGAAAAGAAAUAACCACAACACAAUAUAAGAUAUAUUGUGCAAACAACAAAGAAGAGGAGAGGUGGAAGAGGAGUAGUGGCUAUUAGGAGCCCCCCACCAUUUGAAGUAGCAGCAGUGAGUGCAAGCGAGAAGGAACGACCGGCGCAAUGAGCAUCGUUGGCGAGAACCACCCCCUCCCAGCACCACCCUCUGCUAACACAGUGGUGUCUGCAUCGUCGGCCGGAGGAGGCGGUGGGGGCGUCUUGGGCGUGGGCAUGGGAGUAGGCGUGACCACAGCAAAUGGACCCCGUGUCGUCACCAUUUACAAAACGGAAACGGGAUUCGGAUUCAAUGUGCGCGGUCAAGUUUCCGAAGGGGGCCAACUGCGCUCGAUCAAUGGGGAGCUAUAUGCCCCCCUUCAGCACGUUAGCGCCGUCCUUGAAAAUGGAGCAGCCGAGAAGGCGGGGAUCAAAAAAGGCGAUCGCAUCCUGGAAGUAAAUGGCGUCAGCGUGGAGGGAGCCACACAUAAACAGGUCGUGGAUCUCAUCAAAUCCGGUGGGGAUUGCCUAACUCUCACGGUGAUAUCGGUGACACAACAGGAGGCCGAUCGUCUGGAGCCGCAGGAGGAUCAAAGCGGCUACUCCUAUAUUGAUUACUCGGACAAGCGAUCGCUACCAAUCAGCAUACCUGACUAUGGGAUUGUGAAUCGAAAUGGAGAGCGGUAUAUCGUCUUCAAUAUACAUAUGGCUGGAAGGCAGCUUUGUUCGCGUCGGUAUCGGGAGUUUGCCAACCUGCACUCUUUGCUGCGCAAGGAGUUCUCUGGCUUUAGCUUCCCCAAGCUGCCCGGCAAGUGGCCCUUCCAGCUGAGCGAACAGCAGUUGGACACGCGACGACGCGGACUGGAACAGUAUCUGGAGAAGGUGUGCGCAGUGCGAGUGAUUGCCGAAAGUGAUGCUGUUCAGGAUUUCCUCACCGACACCGAGGACGAUAUAUCUGCCUCACCAGUGGACAUUAAGGUGAUGCUGCCCGAUCAUGAAGUGAGCACUGUAUCGGUGAAGAAGUCCUCCAAUGCCCAGGUGGUGUGGGAGAUUUUAGUGCAGCGCGCCAAUCUCACCGCCUAUACGCAGCAGUAUUUCUACCUUUUUGAGAUCGUCGAGUAUAACUUUGAACGGAAGCUGCAGCCGCAUGAGAUUCCACAUCAGUUGUAUGUGCAGAACUAUAGCACCGCCUCAUCCACCUGCCUAUGCGUCCGUCGCUGGCUCUUUUCGGUGGCCAAGGAGCUAACGCUGCCGGAUGGCGAACAGGCUGGCCGGUUUAUCUUCUAUCAGGCGGUCGAUGAGGUUAAUCGCGGUAAUAUCCGGGCCGAGGGACGACUGUACGAGCUGAAGGCUCUCCAGGAUGCCAAGAAGGCGGGCGACUAUCUAGCAUUGGCCCGCACACUGCCAGGAUACGGAGACGUGGUCUUUCCUCACUGCUCUUGUGAUAGUCGCAAAGAGGGACACGUGGUGCCCGCUGUUGGCAUGAAAAGCUUUCGGCUACACGCCUGCCGUGAGGAUGGCUCGCUGGAGGCGCAAAUGGUCGAGCUAACCUGGGACAGCAUCACACGCUCCGAGAGCGACGAGGAGUCCAUGUCAUUCUGCUUUCAGUACAAUCGUCCAGAUAAGCCAGCACGUUGGGUCAAAGUCUACACGCCAUAUCAUGCAUUCCUUGCGGACUGCUUUGAUCGCAUCAUGGAGGAGCGGAAGUGGGACGACAGCGGCGACUAGGGAAGGCGGAAGGCGCUGCAGUUGGAGCAGGAACAGGAGCAGGCACAGGAGCAGGAGCAGGAGCCAGUGGAGCAGAAGGAGCAGGGGCGGCGUCGACGGCAGGAAGCACAGCUUAAACAACC